GUCUCGUCACCGCCGCUGUAGGACAGUGUACAGUGUGAUGGCUGCUGGGUAGAGAGCAGGACGCUUUUUCUGUCUUUGGGAUGUUUUGAUGUGAUUAAACACAGCCACGGAUGAUAAUGUACUAAAACUCACACCAGAUGGACGAAGCAGCCCCGUACGCCAACAUGUCCGUAGCGAGCAGCCGGUCGGCCGACCUGGACCUGGCCCCGGCGGAGUACCGCACGGCCGGCCUGGUCUUCUACUGUUUCCUCUUCAUCAUCGGCUUCCUGGUCAACAUCACGGCGCUGUGGGUGUUCGCCCUGACCACCAAGCGCCGGAGCUCGGUCACCAUCCACAUGAUCAACGUGGCCCUGGUGGACCUGGUCUUCAUCCUCCUGCUGCCCUUCCGCAUGGUCUACUACGCGUGGGACUACUGGCCGUUCGGCGACAUGUUCUGCCGCGUGACGGCGGCGCUGACCGUCUUCUACCCGUGCAUGGCGCUGUGGGUGUUCGCACUGAUCAGCGCCGACCGCUACGUGGCCAUCGUGCAGCCCAAGCACAGCCGCGAGCUCAAGAGCACGCGCAAGGCGCUGGUGUCGUGCGCCGGCGUCUGGGUGAUGACGCUGGGCUGCACGGCGCCGCUGCUCUUCCCCGACGAGGACCCGGACGCGGCGGCCGGACGCAACUUCACCACCUGCCUGAAGAUGCGCGACAUCGAGCACCUGCGCCGCGACAACCCCAUCAACUUCGUGCGCCUCGUCUUCUUCUUCCUCGUGCCCAUGUGCAUCAUGGUGGGCUGCUACGGCGUCAUCGUGGACAACCUGAUCCACGGACGCACGUCCAAGCUCAAGCCCAAGGUCAAGCAGAAGUCCAUCCGCAUCAUCGUCACGCUCAUCGUCCAGGUGCUGGUGUGCUUCGUGCCGUACCACGUCUGCUUCGUCUUCCUGCUGCUGACGCCCGGCGGCGGCGGCGGCGGCAACGAGGUCUACAGCGGCUGGGGCGCCGUCACCACCCUCCUGAUGAACCUCAGCACGGUGCUGGACAUCGUCCUCUACUACAUCGUCUCCAAGCAGUUCCAGGACCGCGUCAUCAGCGUCAUCCUCUACCGGAACUACCUGCGCAGCGUCCGGCGCAAGAGCAUGCACACCAGCAGCGUGCGCUCGCUCAGCAACCUCUCCAGGGCCAUGAUCUGAGACGGUG
Molecule: messenger RNA, 1179 nt
Organism: Sardina pilchardus (European sardine)
Lineage: Eukaryota; Metazoa; Chordata; Actinopteri; Clupeiformes; Clupeidae
Gene: gpr18
Product: G protein-coupled receptor 18
Exons: 2
Coding region: 138-1172 (344 amino acids)
Biological process (GO): phospholipase C-activating G protein-coupled receptor signaling pathway; positive regulation of Rho protein signal transduction
Cellular component (GO): plasma membrane
Molecular function (GO): G protein-coupled receptor activity
Source: RefSeq, a predicted model, not a curated record